Kwoniella botswanensis is the source of this 1617-nucleotide messenger RNA. RefSeq lists its product as uncharacterized. Gene Ontology annotation, cellular component: NatC complex. The transcript is spliced from 11 exons. Gene Ontology annotation, biological process: N-terminal peptidyl-methionine acetylation. The record is from RefSeq and is a predicted model, not a curated record. NCBI's taxonomy places the organism in Eukaryota, Fungi, Basidiomycota, Tremellomycetes, Tremellales, Cryptococcaceae. The coding region runs from base 1 to 1617 and encodes 538 amino acids.
AUGCAAGACAUCACCAGCUGGCUGAAGGCUGCCUGUCGAGAUCUCUCCCCGACGGAGAUGGUCAAGCCUCCAGAGCUUACUAUGCUUGAUGCCAUGAACGCCAUUCAGAUGAUGGAUCCCAAGAUGGACACCGGUGCGGCCGACUUGCAAGGAUGGAGAUCAUCUCCCAUCUACAGCCCGGCUGCAUCUCUCUCCCCAGCGGACCUCUGCUGGACUAUGGAUAACAUGCUAGCUUUAGACGUGGCAUGGUAUCGAGGUGCAACUCUUUGUCAAUCAGUUUACACUGCUCUCCAUUAUCACAAUCCUCAUCAUUUGGCAGGUCCGCCUCAAUACACAGAUACUGAUCAUGAGUCAUACCUCGUUUACCUUGUUCUGCGAGCCUACGUUCUGCUAUACUGCAAAAGUAUCGAUCUGGCAUACACCGAAUUCGCUAAAGGUCACGUCAGAGAUGGAGAGGAUUGCUGGCUUGAUCACUACGGAGUUGCUGUUCGCAUGAGCGACCCGGUGGAGGCUGUGGUAAAUUUGGCCAACGAAGCACUAGAAUGGCUCGAGCAUCAGUAUUCUCCAGUGUCCUAUCACUGGUCUGAUCAAAUGUCAAAACGUUUGAUACACCGACGAGCUGCUUUCGACUCGUCAAUUCCUUCGUAUCUGCGGCAACAUAUGCCUCUACCGGAAUUCGAACAGCCAACGCAAAGCUUGGCCUGGAAGGAUAUGAAGGUUAUGGUUGACGAACUCAUCAAUGUGGAAGCAAUUGUGUAUCGACAAGAUUCGUGGGAUGCGUGGACAACUCGAUUCGAUUUUGCGUGCGACCAGGUGGUUGGAGGCCGUCACGGGAACAAUCGAGCCGUGCGAAUGCUCAUCUUUGAAGAGACUGGCUAUUCUAACGCAGCAGUACAAGUGUACGACAACGUUACCAAUGGGGGUAAUGCAGCUGUAGAUCAUCAGAUGAAUGUUUGGAAAAAUCUGGUUUCAAGUUACUUGACCACUACAAUGUCGACCUUUCUCUCCAAUCGAUCGCGUCAGUUCAGGUCUUUUUCGAUUUUGUCGGCAUCGUGGAGAGAGAGAGCAGCUAUGGGAGAGUAUCUCUCGAAGUAUCGGGAUCUAUCGGAGAUCACCCAAGUCGUGCAUGCUAUUCGUCUGGAUUGUCUUAUCGAAUCCAACUUAGCGGCGCUUGACUCAGACCUCGUGACGUCUCUGGACGAAGCUGAACUGUGGUGGUGGAUGCAACAAGUCACUUCUUCCAGAAUACACAUGUGUCAGCGGUCGCAGUCAUGGUCAUCCAUAUGGGCCAAGUUGUGGCUCGCCUUGUCUUCUGCAAUCUGUUCGCGCUUUCAAACGGAUCAAGAAUCGCUAAAAAGGAUUCAGCCAACAAAGUCGCUCAAUGAUGCCCUAUUGAAACUCAAUGAAGCUUCUCAAUGCAUUAGACAGAUCAUCGAAAUGAAACGAGAAGAUACUGCGGAUUUGACCGAUUUUUAUAACCCAAUAAAACUGUUGGCCGAAGUUAUUGAGCAUAACAAGAGUGUGUUGGAGAACCAUGGGGAUUUGUUCUCUUGGGACAAAAGUGCAAGACGUGACGGUCGAACUCGAUGGAUGCCUAGGAUCAGGGGUGAUGCAUAA